AGAGGGGGUUGGCCAGUCCUCUCUAACGGGGACUGGGACGCACUGAAAAGAGCUCUGCCCUCAACCCGCAGCAAUCCCCCAGCCCGCUUCGGGCCGACUGGGCCACACCCGCGGAGGGCGGAGCCACACGCGCAAAUCUCGCGAGGCGCUGAGAAGGACAAAGGGAGCGAAAAUGGCUCCUCGCGGGCCAGGUAGUCCUUCGAACCUGGUGCCUUGGGCAGCUGCCGUGCUCCUUGUUGUGGGCGCGAAAAGGGCCCUGGCGCUACCCGAGAUAUGCAUCCAGUGUCCAGGGAGUGUGCGAAAUUUGUCAGAAGUGGCGCUUUAUUGUAAGCAGACACCGGAGCUAAUGCUGCAGGCCCGCUGCUGCCUGAAUCAGAAGGGCACCAUCCUGGGGCUGGAUCUCCAGAACUGUUCUCUGAAGGACCCUGGUCCAAACUUUCCUCAGGCACAUACUGCUGUCAUCAUAGACCUGCAAGCAAACCCCCUCAAGGAUGACUUGGCCACCAUUUUCCGUGGCUUUACCCAGCUCCAGACUCUGAUACUGCCACAAGAUGUCAGCUGUCCUGGAGGUAUUAAUGCCUGGAAUACUGUCACCUUUUAUAUGAACAACCAAACCUGUCAAGGACAAAGGAACCUUUGCAACAGCACGGGGGACCAAGAAACGUGUCCUGAGAAUGGAUCCUGUGUACCUGACGGUCCAGGUCUCUUGCAAUGUGUCUGUGCUGACGGCUUCCAUGGCUACAAGUGUAUGCGCCAGGGCUCCUUCUCCCUGCUUAUGUUCUUCGGUAUUCUGGGAUCCACCACAUUAUCCGUCUCCAUUCUGCUUUGGGGGACCCAACGCCGAAAAGCCAAGGCUUCAUGAACUGCAUAGGUCUUCCCACUGACUUAAAGAUUAUCUUGAUCUGCCUUAGCCCAGCCAGGGAGAUUUUCUACCUAGACAGGCAUGGUGGCCAGCAGAUCCUCCUCAAGGAUGAAGCCGCCAUUUGGCAGGAAGAUGGGAAGUUGCAUAGCUUUGGGGUGUUGUGGACACUGCAGUCCAGGAGUGGACAAGGACCGGUGCCCCAUUUGUGCUUGACUAUAAUAAACAUCUUUACUUGUC
Neofelis nebulosa (Clouded leopard) is the source of this 1099-nucleotide messenger RNA. RefSeq names its product all-trans retinoic acid induced differentiation factor (gene ATRAID). The record is from RefSeq and is a predicted model, not a curated record. Gene Ontology annotation, cellular component: intracellular membrane-bounded organelle. Gene Ontology annotation, biological process: positive regulation of osteoblast differentiation. Lineage: Eukaryota; Metazoa; Chordata; Mammalia; Carnivora; Felidae. The coding region runs from base 173 to 862 and encodes 229 amino acids. The transcript has 7 exons.